CACUUGAGCAACAACAACAAACCCCCCUUUUCAAUCCCCCCUGCCUCUGUCCUCCUCAACCCCGAACCUGGAUAUACUCCCCCCUCGGACCUUAAACAGAGACGGAGGAAAAAAGUGAGGAAGGAGGGAGAGAGAGAGAGACAGACACACACACACAGGGAGAACGAAGGGGGAAAAAAAGCGCAAUCUCGCGAUAGGGGCUGGCUAACGCGGCCGCCAUAUUGAGUGACAAUAUUUUGAUUCGUAUCGGUUGUUGGAAGAGAGAAAAAAGAGAGAGGAGCCCGGGGGGGGGGUCGUGAAAAAGGGAAGUUAGGAGGAAGAAGAAGAAGAAGAAGAAGAAGGAGGGGGGGGGGAAAGGAGAAGAGGAGCCGUGGGGGGGACGAGUCGCCCGAGACGGUGAUCGGCGGGGGGGCUGCGGCGUGGUGUGUCCCCGCUCCCUCCUACCCUCCAAGCCCAAGGCCAGGGUGCUGCUCUCCUCCCCGCUUGUCUGACAGCACCCCGGCCUGCGGAGACUCGGCGGCGGGGUCUCGGGUGGCGAAGGUGGCCCGCGGAGACGAAGAUGCCCGAGCGCUGGGAGGAGUGCUGCCGUCACUGAGGCCUCACACCGCGGAAAAGAGCGAUCGGUCCUGACCUGGCAAUACACGAAUGGCCCAGGCAAGCCAGCAGAUUGACAUCCAGGUUUUGCAUGACCUGCGCCAGAAGUUCCCUGAAGUACCCGAGGGUGUCGUGUCCCAGUGUAUACUGCAGAACAACAACAAUUUGGAUGCCUGUUGCGAGUUCCUGUCCCAGGUGAGCACGGCGUACCUGUACGGCGAGGGGAAUCUGCACUUCUCGGACGACUCCAGCCUCGCGGGACUUCGCAAUCACAUGACACAGCUGAACCUGGGGCUGCCGUCUCAGAAUGCGCAUCAGCCCUUGCUGCGGGACGGGGCGAGAAUGAAUGGCAGCAGAACUCUGGCCCACAGCCUCAGCGACGGGCCCCUUCAGGCAGGACAGCCCAACAGCGAGUUUUUCCAGCAGGAGCCCCAGUCGGCCCCCGUGCAGGUGCCCUCCGGCCUAAGCGUCUUUGGCGUCAUGGACACGACCCGGAACCCGCAGCCGCCUCAGCACCUCGGACUGUACCAGCUGGGCGGCAAAGGACACUCCAUGGGCUCUCAGCAGGCACCCCGAUUUAACCCCAUCACCGUGACGCUGGCCCCCAAUAUACAGACUGGCCGGAACACUCCCACCUCUUUGCACAUACAUGGCGGGCCGCAGCCUGGCCUGAACAGCCCACAGGGUAACUCUAUCUAUAUUAGGCCUUACGUUACUCAGUCUGGUACAAGCCGCCAGUCGCAGCAGCAGCAGGCAGGCUGGCCUCCGCAUGGCCCCAGUUCUCAGCAGCAACAGGUCUACCAGAUCUCCCACCCUUCACAGCUAUCUGGCACAUGGACUGUCCCGUCGCAGUACAGCUCCUCACAUACCUCACCGCACCAGUCGCAGGCCCACCAGACGUCUCACGUCUACAUGCCCAUCAGCUCACCCACGACUCCUCAAGCACCGUCCUUCUUCCAGGCUCCCCCUGGAGGCCUGCCCUCCUCCUCCUCCUCCGCUUCCUCGAACGCGUCCUCUUCCUGCGCUCCGGGCCCUUCGUCCUUCAGCCAGUACAACAUACAGAACAUCUCCACUGGGCCGCGCAAGAACCAGAUCGAGAUCAAACUUGAAUCGCCCCAGCGGAGCAACUCGACCACCACCACGGCCGUGCUGCGCUCCGGUGGGGGGCCGGGGGCGGGCUGUGGGCCCCGGGCCUCCCCCGCCGCCCCCUCCCCUUCCUCUUGCUCGGCGGCCUCCGGUUCCUCGUCGGUCACGGCCCCCUUGUCCAUCUGCGGCCCCUCCCUGAGUCGCAGCCAGCCCACCGUGUACAUCGCCGCCAGCCCGCCGCCCGCCUCCACGGCGGGCCCCGACGAGGCCGUGAUGGCUUGCUCCGGCUCCCGCUCCCAGCCCAAGUUCUACAUUUCGGCCAACGCGGCGGGGGACGACCCCGGCGGCCGCAACCCGCCAACCCUCUACAUCUCGGCCAACCCCCCGCUGCAGGGCCCCACGGGGCCAAGGACCUUGACGGGCCAGGUGAGCAUGGGCCCCGCUUACAUCCACCACCACCCCCCCAAGUCCCGGGCCUCCGUGGGCGGCUGUGCCACAGCCACCUCCCCCCGCGUGGUGGUCACCCAGCCCAACACCAAGUACACCUUUAAAAUCACCGUCUCCCCCAACAAGCCGCCGGCCGUUUCCCCGGGGGUCGUGUCUCCCACCUUCGAGCCCACCAACCUCCUCAGCCUGCCGUCGGAUCACUUCGCCGAGCCGGAGGCCCACCACCUCUCGGACCCGCUGUCCGCGCACCGGGACAGGCCCAGCGAGGUCCGGCGGCUCAGCAUGGGCUCGGAUGACGCAGCCUACACGCAAGCUCUGUUGAUACACCAGAAGGCCCGGAGGGAGCGGCUGUGGCACGAGCUGGAGCUGAAGAAGAAGCAGCUGGAGACGCUAAAAGCGGAGGUCAACGAGAUGGAGAACGACCUCACCCGGCGGCGCCUGCAGAGAUCCAACUCCGUCUGUCAGGUCCCCUCGCUUGAGGAAAUGCAGCAGUUAAGAUGCAGGAACAGGGUGCUGCAAAUUGAUAUAGACUGCUUAACCAAAGAAAUUGAUCUCCUUCAAACAAGAGGACCACACUUCAAUCCAAGUGCUAUUCAUAACUUUUAUGACAACAUUGGAUUCCUAGGUCCAGUUCCACCCAAACCCAAAGGUACUUCAAAUGUUGACCCGCGCUCCCUGGCCAAGACCCCGAAGGCGGUCGCCGACGCGGAGGAGGACGAGGGCGCUCAGUGGAACUGCACCGCCUGCACCUUCCUCAACCACCCGGCCCUCCUCCGCUGCGAGCAGUGCGAGUUCCCCAGGCGCUUCUGAGCCGCCCGGGGCCGGCGCCUUGGCAGACCGACGCGCAGAGACACGGAGAGGAGGGGGCUUCUCCGGCGAGAGGAGGACAAGGACAGGGUUAUUUUUCUCUUAAUCGUUAAUGCCUUUUGAGUAGAAUGCUGUCCACCGAAGGCUUGACUGGAUAGUGUUUACAGGUUACGUACUUAAAAGCCAACAUAGCUGAUGAUACCUCACCUUUGGGUCGCCGGCACUUGGGGAAACCUGUCCGUUGUUUUUUUUUUUAAAAAAAAAAGGUAAAUUUCCUAAAGUUUUCGCGAGGGGCCUCUUUCUUCCGUGCGCAGUAUUAUCAGUGCCCCCCUUCCGUGUAGGGGUCAACCCGGUGGGGUGCCAGAGAGCACUUUGCCUCUCCCGCCUGCCACGCUGGGGACGUUUCUCGGUGGCUCGGCGAGGAAGUAUGCGCUGUCGCCACACCUGCAGGGGGGAGAACUACUUUGGACCAUGUGAUCGGUUGCCGUUUUCAAGGAUACUGGGAAGAAACAUGCAGUGUUACUGGCUCCGUUACUUGCCCUGUGUCCCCUUCCUUGAUUGCCUUUCCACUCUGCAUCUGUACAAGCCACAGUGAAACACAGUGGAAGUGAAACUGCAUGCUUUGUUUGUACAGUACACAGUAAUAAAAAUACCCCCCCCUUAGUUUCUCUUACUGUACAUAGUUUUAGAAUCUGCUUUAAAUGACUUUCUUCACGCUGAUUUCCUUGUCUUUCCUGUAAGUAUAACGUAAUAGACUUGAUUAACUUUUUUUCUUUAAAGCAAAUAAGCACGUUGCCCCUUUAAGCUUUUUACUUGGUAUCUGUGAGAAGUGAAGCCUUAAAUAAAAGAGCAAUAAUAUGAAACUAUGCACAGUUUAGCUUUCUCUGCUCAGUCUGUUCAUUGCUCCUGUAAAUGUUGAUGUUCCACGGAUGAUCUGCAGAUGCAGCUAAGAUGUCAUAUGGAGAUCGAGGGUUUUGUGGGCUUUGGAGAUUUCAUUCAUGUCGGACCGAAUCUCUUGGAUGAAAACAGCCACAUUAUCUAACAGCUGGAAUGUAGUUGUAUAUGUCUGGGGGGUUUAAAAAUGAGACUCGAGAGUUUUAACGCAAACGUCAAACCUUGUAUAAAAGUGCCUAUUCAGGCAAGGCUAAAAGGAUAUGCAAGAUGGGAAUGAGGGAUGGGGAUUUCAAGGCAGUUGACAUGUCUUACCCAAAAGCUACCUUGCUAAGGACUUCCAACAACUGACUGGAUCAAUGCAGUGAGAAUUACAAGUUCUUAUUUGCAAACUUUCAUUUAAAAAAAUCCCCCUUUUAAAUUUCCAGAUAUUCUUAACCUCAUUUCUAUCGGUAAAGUUGCCUUAAGCAGCAGUGAUGACAAUCACCAUUUUCCAAAUCCAGUUUAAAAUCCUUCAGAUAAUGUCCUCUUAUGUUUUGACGACUUGCGUUGACAUGACCUUUAUCUUUGGAUUUUUUUUAAAGAUUUGUAAAGUUUGUCCUGCAGUGUGCGGUAUUGUGGCACACGUUUCUGUUAGAAUGGUUGUUUUAUAAAUUAUGCAAAAACAGUGAAGUCUACGCUAAAAGCUUAAUGUGUAAAUCAUGGAGAUAAUUUUGGUAGGAAAAGGCUGAAGUUAAUCUCUGAAGCACUUACAUCAGACUUUCGUUUAAAAACAGCAACCCAAUUUUCAGCUUCAUCUGCAGUUCUGUGUGAAGAUUGAGUCUGUUAAUGUUUUAUUAAUAAAAACCUAAUUUGGAUAUCUAAAGUUGUUUUUUGAUUUUAGCUGGGAAAACUGUCUUUGUAACAGAUAAGUUAUUUGUAAAAAUUAAAAAAAAUCUAUUCUGAAA
Lepisosteus oculatus (spotted gar) is the source of this 4772-nucleotide messenger RNA. RefSeq names its product TGF-beta activated kinase 1 (MAP3K7) binding protein 2 (gene tab2). Gene Ontology annotation, biological process: positive regulation of protein kinase activity; positive regulation of canonical NF-kappaB signal transduction. Lineage: Eukaryota; Metazoa; Chordata; Actinopteri; Semionotiformes; Lepisosteidae. Gene Ontology annotation, molecular function: ubiquitin binding; K63-linked polyubiquitin modification-dependent protein binding. The record is from RefSeq and is a predicted model, not a curated record.